This is a messenger RNA of Dissoconium aciculare CBS 342.82, 2277 nucleotides long. RefSeq names its product ceramidase like protein. Gene Ontology annotation, biological process: long-chain fatty acid biosynthetic process; sphingosine biosynthetic process; ceramide catabolic process. Bases 1 to 2277 code for a protein of 758 amino acids. The record is from RefSeq and is a predicted model, not a curated record. Gene Ontology annotation, molecular function: N-acylsphingosine amidohydrolase activity. Gene Ontology annotation, cellular component: extracellular region. The transcript is spliced from 2 exons. NCBI's taxonomy places the organism in Eukaryota, Fungi, Ascomycota, Dothideomycetes, Mycosphaerellales, Dissoconiaceae.
AUGCCUCGACUUUUCAACUCUCUCCUCACAAUCGCCACCGCUGCCUUGAUCAUCUUUGCUCUUUCAAAAUACUUCCAGAAUAUCAACCCUCCGACAGCGGACUUCUGGGAGCCACAUUUCCCUCCCGUGGGAGUCCUCGCCCAUGAACAAACAGUUCUUGGAAGUCUCCCAGAUGUCGGCGAUACAUAUCUCGUCGGCCUGGGCCGCGGCGAUAUCACAGGCCCAGUCGUAGAGUUGAACCUCAUGGGUUAUGCCGAAGUGGGCCAGGUCGGCUCUGGUCUGCGACAGAGGCUCUACUCGCGCGCAUUCAUCGUGGGUGACCCAGAUAAACCGCAGGACCGCUUCGUCUAUCUCGUCCUGGAUAUUCAAUCUGGCGAUACGGCCGUCCGACAUGGAGUCUUAGAAGCGCUGGCAGCUCUGGGCCCGGAAUAUGCCAUGUACGGACAGAACAACGUCGCCAUCACCGGAACUCAUUCGCAUAGUGGACCGGGCGGCUACAACAAUUAUCUCCUGCCGACCAUCACUAGCAAGGGUUUCAGUAAAGCCUCGUAUCAAGCUAUUGUAGAUGGCGCCGUCAGAUCCAUCGUGCAGGCACACGAGCGCCUUGCGCCUGGCAGCUUGAGUGUUGGUACGAUCGAUGUGCUUGACGCCAGUGUCAAUCGAAGUCCGCACUCUUACCUUGCCAAUCCUUUGGAGGAGCGUGCACGAUAUAGCGAAAAUGUCGACAAGGCCAUGAGCGUUUUGCGGUUCACCCAGAUGACCGACUCAGGCGAACAUCGGGAUGUCGGCAUCUUCACCUGGUUUGCCGUGCAUGGAACCAGCGUCCUUGCCAACAACACGCUGAUCAACGGUGACAACAAGGGUGUGGCUGCGUACCUCUUCGAGCAAUAUGCAGGUGACCCCUCCUUCGUCGCAGGCUUUUCCCAAGCCAACGUCGGUGACUCUUCUCCCAACAACAUGGGCGCCUAUUGUGAAUAUGGACCUCAAAUUGGUCAGAUGUGCGACUUCGAGACGAGUCUCUGUGGAGGACGGACCAACCCCUGCCACGCACGCGGCCCAAUGUUCGGGCGCAACGACGCCGGAACUGCAUCUGGAUAUGAGAUUGGUCAGAGGCAAUUCGAAGGCGCUCGCAAGCUAUUUGAAGACCACAAAGCAUUCAAGCCGAUCCGGGGACAGAUCGUCCGCGGUCUGCAUCAAUUCGUCGACUUCAGCUCCUUCGAAUUCACCCUCGCAAACGGCACGAUCGCCAAGACCUGUCCAGCCGCACUGGGCUACUCCUUCGCCGCCGGAACCAGCGACUGGCCGGGAAACUUCGACUUCAAACAAGCCCAGCCGCACGAUCCCCAUGCCAACCCGCUCUGGGCCAUGGUAUCCAGCCUGAUCGCCAAACCCAACGAGACCCAACGACUCUGCCACCGCGAGAAACCCAUCCUUCUGGACGUCGGCGAGAGCGAUCGCCCCUAUGCCUGGAGCCCCAACAUCGUCGACGUGCAGCUCCUGCGCGUGGGAAAUCUCUUUCUGAUCGCCGCGCCAGGCGAGGCCUCCACCAUGGCCGGUCGCCGCUGGCGCGAAGCCAUCCACAAAUCCGCCAAAGCCCACUUCCCCGAGUUCAAAAACAACGACGGCGAGGACGAACCCAUCGUCCUCCUGGGCGGCCUCGCAAAUUCCUACACCCACUACAUCGUCACCCCAGAAGAAUACACCCGGCAGCGCUACGAGGGCGCCUCGACCCUCUACGGGCCCUGGACUCUAGACGCCCACAUCAACCGCUCCCUCUCCCUCCUCCCCCACCUCUCCUCCUCGUCCCCUUCAUCCCCGGAUCUCCCCCCAGGCCCCUCCCCGCCGAUCAACACCAACGACAGCCUCUCCUUCAUCAGCCCCGUCGUGAUGGACCGCGCGCCCCUCUUCCGCUCCUUCGGCUCCAUCACCCGCGACGUGUCGGCGCACUACAUCGCCGGGGACACGAUCACGGCGCGGUUCGUGGGCGCCAACCCGCGCAACAACCUGCGGCUCGAGGGGACGUUCGCGGCGGUGGAGAAGCUCGUGCCGGGGACCCGGCGGUGGGAGCGCAUCCGGUCGGACCGCGACUGGAGCCUCGUCUACGCCUGGAAGCGGUCCUCCACCGCGCUGGGCACGAGCAUCGUGGAGAUCCGCUGGGAGACGGGCUGGGAGACGGGCCGCGGCCAUUACCGCCUGAGGUACUACGGCGACGCGAAGAGGAUCGGGGGCGUAGUGACGCCUUUUGUGGGGACGAGUGGGAUUUUCACGAUUGUUUAG